AUGCCUGCCAUCCACCCUCUCCAAGCACGGUUCCUAGAAGACUCAAACGGCAACGGCGGAAUCUCACCGACAGCUAUUGCCCUCAUUGUAUGCCUCGGAAUUGUACCAUGCAUCAUCUUGAUCUGGGCAGUCUGCUACCUCUUCUGGGCCUAUCCAUAUGACCGCAACUGCUGCUGCAUCAAGCGAAAGCGCCGCCCGGAACCGCAAAGCGUACUGAACCAAGCGCCCAUGAGCGAGGAGACACUAUUCGAAAAGCAAGGUGUGGCACCUCCACAAAGACCUUUCUCUGUUCAGACCAGGACCGAGUCGGGGAGCUCAAACAACAAUGGGCGCCUGCAAAAGCAGCAGAGGCCUGGCAGUGGGGUCGACACCCGCGGCGCGCGCAUGAGCCAGCAGAGCGUUAUGAGUGCGAACACCAUGACGUACGCCCAAGAGCCUCAGCGAUUCGUGUGA
Alternaria ethzedia is the source of this 453-nucleotide messenger RNA. RefSeq lists its product as uncharacterized. The transcript has a single exon. Bases 1 to 453 code for a protein of 150 amino acids. Lineage: Eukaryota; Fungi; Ascomycota; Dothideomycetes; Pleosporales; Pleosporaceae. The record is from RefSeq and is a predicted model, not a curated record.